Lolium rigidum is the source of this 883-nucleotide messenger RNA. Its product is annotated as 1-acyl-sn-glycerol-3-phosphate acyltransferase BAT2, chloroplastic-like. Gene Ontology annotation, cellular component: membrane. Lineage: Eukaryota; Viridiplantae; Streptophyta; Magnoliopsida; Poales; Poaceae. The coding region runs from base 52 to 780 and encodes 242 amino acids. The transcript has 4 exons. Gene Ontology annotation, molecular function: 1-acylglycerol-3-phosphate O-acyltransferase activity. The record is from RefSeq and is a predicted model, not a curated record. Gene Ontology annotation, biological process: phosphatidic acid biosynthetic process.
GGCGCCGCUGCUGCUGCCGACGAUUCGUCCCGUGCGCUCCCAGACCUGCAAAUGGUUUCGAGGAUCAGAGGGGUCUUCUUCUACAUGGUGACAUCUGCCGCGGCGAUCGUCUUGUUUGUAGCCAUGGUCGUGGUUCAUCCACUUGUGCUCUUAUUUGACCGAUACCGCAGGAGAGCUCAGCACUACAUUGCCAAGAUUUGGGCUACUUUGGCAAUUUCCAUGUUCUACAAGCUUGAAUUCGAGGGAAUGGAGAAUCUUCCUCCAAAUACUAGCCCCGCUGUCUAUGUUGCUAACCAUCAGAGCUUCUUGGAUAUCUAUACCCUUCUAACUCUAGGAAGGUGCUUCAAGUUUAUCAGCAAGACCAGUAUCUUUAUGAUUCCAAUUAUUGGGUGGGCAAUGUAUCUCUUGGGUGUCAUUCCUUUGAGGCGUAUGGACAGCAGGAGCCAGUUGGAUUGUCUUAAACGGUGUGUGGAUUUGGUGAAAAGGGGAGCAUCCGUAUUUUUCUUUCCGGAGGGCACUCGAAGUAAAGAUGGAAAACUAGGUGUAUUUAAGCGAGGAGCAUUUAGUGUCGCAGCAAAGACGGGCGUUCCUGUGGUUCCUAUUACUCUUCUUGGGACAGGGAAGCUGAUGCCUCCUGGAAUGGAAGGCAAUCUUAAUUCAGGUUCAGUAAAGGUCAUCAUUCACCGUCCAGUUGAAGGGGAUAAUGCAGAAAAAUUAUGUAGCAACGCAAGGAGUGUGAUAGCGGACACUCUUCUUCUACAUGGUUAUGGAGUGCACUAAAGUGGCUGAUUUUGCUUAUACCAGUGGAUUACGGAACUUAGUACAAGGCUCAGGUUCUCAAGGCAAAGAUUGUUUACAAUUUACAGGUAUCAGUACUAGUAGU